This is a messenger RNA of Penaeus monodon (black tiger shrimp), 2163 nucleotides long. Its product is annotated as zinc transporter ZIP3-like. Bases 292 to 1797 code for a protein of 501 amino acids. Gene Ontology annotation, biological process: zinc ion transmembrane transport. The transcript has 7 exons. NCBI's taxonomy places the organism in Eukaryota, Metazoa, Arthropoda, Malacostraca, Decapoda, Penaeidae. The record is from RefSeq and is a predicted model, not a curated record. Gene Ontology annotation, cellular component: plasma membrane. Gene Ontology annotation, molecular function: zinc ion transmembrane transporter activity.
CGGCCAGACGCGGUGGCGAGAGGUUGCUGUCGUGCGGCGCUCUGUGUGUGAGUGUGUUUAGUGAAAUAUCAAAUAAUAAGAAGUGAUAAACUAUGAUGCCAUCGAGAUAGCAAGUCUAUGUAAUCAGUGAACAAGGUGUCGAAGCUGUUGUGAAGCACUGAUAAAAAAGGGUUUUCUCUCGUUCUAUCGUCUGAGAAACCCUACACCCCCACUCCCCUCUCACUCACCCGACCCCCUCCCCUCACACACACGCCCAUCCCUCCCCACCUCACGCCCCCCGACGCCCCCAAGAUGGAGCUCCUCACCACGAAGAUCAUCGCCCUCACCCUCAUGGGCGUCCUCUCGCUCUUUUUCGGCCUCCUUCCUCUCCGCAUGAAGGCUUACAUCCACCACGCGAGCAAGAAGAGGGAGAGGAUUGUGAGCUGCCUCCUUUGCUUCGGCGGGGGAGUCCUUCUGGCCACCGUCUUCACCCACAUGCUUCCGGAGACUCGGGAGAACUUCUCCAACGCCUUCGCCAAGGAGGUCCUCACGGUGGGGGCCGACUACCCUCUCGCCGAGCUCGUCACGUGCGCCGGAUUCUUCCUGGUGUAUUUCGUCGAGGAAUUCGUUCAUAAGAUCUUCUUCCGUCGGGAUCACCAUCACGGCCGCAAGAUGACGAAACUCGCGGCGGCCAUCGAGGGUGAGAACGGCCACACGCAUCACCAUCAUCACCAUCACCACCACCCGCACUCCCACCAUCACCACCACGCCCACACUCACGCCCACACCAACGGAACCUCCCCCACGGAUGUCCAGCCGGUCAAACCCGACCCUGUACAGAAUGGGAAAAAGACCCCAGAGGCCGGGCGGUGUGCUGUGUACUCCAUCACGGGCGCUGUGGAUUCAUCUAGGGGCGUGGGCGCAGGCGGCGCAGGAGACGUCUCCUCGAAGACCCGGUGGGCGGAGUCUGGUGUCGAUAACCCGGUCUUUGCAGGAGAUAUUGAUGCUGUGACCUGGAACCCCGAACUCAAGGAUUCUAUUACCAACGGCACGCAGGUGGUGCCUGUGACGACCUCGUCCAGCAGCGCCGUCCCCGAGGCAGCUGGACACGGCGGCCAUGGCCACGGCCACUCCCACCUCAAUAUUGGCAGACUCGGAAGCAAAGGCCUGGCCUCCAAUCUGCGCUCCUUGUUGGUCAUUCUUGCGCUGUCCUUCCAUUCCGUGUUCGAGGGCUUGGCAGUGGGCCUCCAGGAGAAAGAGGUGGACGUGUGGUACCUUUUCGGAGCCAUCUGCGCGCACAAGUUGGUUAUCGCCUUCUGCAUGGGACUGGAGCUCCUGGUGGCGGGCACAGUGGUAGGGCUCAUGGUAGUCUACAUGGUUGUGUUCGCCCUCGUGUCGCCGCUGGGGAUCGCCAUCGGGAUCAUCGUCACGGAGAACAUCACCUCCAGCGACGGAGGACAUCUGGUUGCCGUGACCAUCCUGCAGGGCCUCGCGGGCGGGACCAUUCUUUACGUGACGUUCUUUGAGGUGCUGGAGCGAGAGCGCAACCACGGCGGCGGGAGGCUCAUGAAGCUCCUGUUCAUCGUGCUCGGCUUCGGCGCCAUGGCUGCCGUGGAGGCCGUGGGAGGGCACUCGCACGGCCCCAGCGGCCACGGACACAGCCACGGCGGGCGCUCGCACGGCGGCGGCGCGUCCUCCCUCGGCCUGGAGGACGACUUCCACGACCACGACGAUCACCACGACCACGAACACGACCACGGGCACGACCACCACGACCAUGACCACCACGGUCAUGAUCAUCACGGACACGACCACUAAGGCUGACAAGCCUUUGUGUAGUGUAAUCUAAGGACUUUGGUGUGUGUUGUCGUUCCUACGCGAGGGAACGACAUCAGCUGGUCGUUCUCCUGACUGCAAGGGAGCGAGGCGACGACACUCACUUCCCUGCUGUGGCUGUGAUCCAAGGACUUGAAGUGAAAAGCCAAAAUUGGAAACUAGGAAGCGAGCAGCGACAGACGCGAGUGGCGAGUGAUCUCGGCCAUGUGAUCAUCCUGUACCAUAUAAGAUUAGUGCCUUAAGGAGAAUUUUAAAAAAGAACAAUUUCUUCUCUCUUUUUUCUCUCUCUGUGAGAAUUCAAUUCUUCCUGAAAUAUAACAGUGCUGAAAGAAACAUCUAUAUAGAUAA